Panonychus citri (citrus red mite) is the source of this 5241-nucleotide messenger RNA. Its product is annotated as nuclear pore complex protein Nup214-like. The coding region runs from base 125 to 5113 and encodes 1662 amino acids. Gene Ontology annotation, cellular component: nuclear pore. The record is from RefSeq and is a predicted model, not a curated record. The transcript is spliced from 4 exons. Lineage: Eukaryota; Metazoa; Arthropoda; Arachnida; Trombidiformes; Tetranychidae. Gene Ontology annotation, biological process: protein import into nucleus; RNA export from nucleus. Gene Ontology annotation, molecular function: protein binding; structural constituent of nuclear pore.
UUUCACUUUCGGUUAGAUUUUAAUUUGAUUUUCAUCUUGUGUUAUUAGUGUUUCAGUUGAUUACAAUUUAACCUUGACUAUUAGAUAAUUGUCUACAAUUAACUCUAGUUGUUUAACCAUCAUCAUGGCUUUAGUGACAGCUAAGAAUCUAGAAAAUCUGAAUUUUAAAUUUUUUCAACUUCGUAAAUUGGCCGUUACUGAUAAUCUUGAUACUAAUGUUAUCAAUAAUCUUGCCAUAUCUCACACUCACCAAGUCAUUUUUGCCGCUUACGGAAAUGCCUUCAAAGUGAUUAGAAUUUCAACUUUACUGGAUUACGAAUGGGAUAAGAAGGUGGUUGAUACAAUCGUUAACUCUUAUCCAGCCCUUGAGAUCAAAUUACCUUAUAAACCAUCCCUACUCUCUGUGAGUGGAGGAACCAAUAGUACACUCCUUGUAUUUGGCCAAAAUUCAUCCAACAAUUUAUCUGGAGAUAUUUUUGAUAUUCCAACUCUUCUCUCUGGUAAUCCUAAUCCCAUUUCACGGUUAGAAUUUCCUCCAACAAUCUCAUUAAAUGUUUAUAUUCAAUCGGUUGCUUGGCAUCCCGAUUUCGCUGAGACCCUAUUCGCAGCUACCACAAGUAAUGGAGCCUUGGUUACAAUUGGAAUUGACCAGCAAACUAAAGGUGUUCAACUUUUGGCCCAUUACUCUGAUUCUUUUAAAUUUACCUGUGCUAGUUGGAGUCCUAAAGGGAAACAAAUUGUUGUCGGUGGUGAUAAUGGUCAAUUAACACAAUUUAAACAUUCUAACGGUAAAGGUUUUCAAAAGGCUAAAGUUAUUCCCUCACCUUUGCCAAACCAUAAGAUUGUCAAUGUUAAUUGGGUUCAUAGUGCUUUAUUUCAAGUGGCCUAUGUUCACAAUAGCGCAACCAAUAGUCCAGAUACCAGGGUGAUAUUUGUUCAUGCACCUCCGAAAGCAGUUCCCGAAUAUCAUGAUUAUGGUUAUGUUUGUAUGGAAACAGGUAAACAAUAUGAGGGACCCGAUAAAAUAAGGAUAACCUUUUCUGAGAUUGGAAAUAUCCUCCUAUGCCUUUCAUCACUUUCCAAUGAAGUUUCCGUUAUUGGUUGUGAUACACCAGUUAAUGCCUCACCAACCACAUGGCAACAAUGGAUGCUUGAUGAUUCAUCUAGAAUUGAAUUAUCAGGUUCCGAUGGAUCUGAUGCUUAUCCUGUUGGUAUUGCUUGGUUCAAAGGACCAACCAAAGUAUUCAAAAUAAAUGAAUCUAUUAGUUUAGGUGGUCCAGGUUGGCCUUUAAUUGUUGUCCUCACAUCAGCUGGUCUACUCUGUCCUUAUUAUGCUUGUCAUCUUCAAGGAAAAUUUCAAAUUCCCGAUUGUCCUCCAUGCCAACCACUUCCUAUCAGUGUUCCAGGUCCAACUCGAGUUAAUCGUCCAGAUAUUCAAACGACUGGACAGCAGCAUCAGCAGCAACAACAACAACAACAAGUUACUGGUCAAGCUGGUGUAACAAAGAGCCAAGCUCAAACUUUUCCUGGUCAACAAUCACAACCUUCAGUUGAUGCUUCGUUUACUUUUUCACUUCCAAAGACUGGUCAAGAAAAACCAAAGCCUCAAACUACCGUUACUGUUGCAGCAACGGUUCAAGCUCCGAGUCAACAGCAACAGCAAGUAUCCCAACAACAGGCUCAGCAUCAACAACAAUUAGCUGAAAUCCAAGCAGCUCAACAAGCUCAGCAACUCCAACAGCAACAGCAGCAGCAACAACAACAAGCUCCUUCCAAGCCAAUCAUUAGUGAAGAAGAAUUAAGAAAAAAGGAACUUGAAGUUUUGGAAGAAACAUUUUCCAUGGCCAUUAAUGAAGAAAUCUUGGAAUUUACCAAGACCCUACAAAACGCUAAGAAUAAUUUCUCGAAAGCAUUAAAUUUACAAAUCGGUAAACCUGAUGAAUUGGCAAUUCUCCAAUCGGAAACAGCAAGUUUAUUUGAACUCUUGAAAACUUCAUCAGAUACAUUUAAAAGUCUCGAUUUAAACAUGUUAAAUGGAUACAUAUUGGAAACCUGGGCCAUGGUACAAGAAGCCCAAACUCGAUUAGAAAAAGAAUCAGAUCCAAUUUAUACAAUGAUGGCCAAUAGACGAUCCAUUGAUCCAAUUACCGCGCGAAAGAUGAGAGAGAUUAAAAAAAUCGCCCACGAAAUUGAAAUGCAUCUUGAAGAUUUGAAUAACAUGUUGGACAGAGAAUGGGAAGAUUACACCGCUCAAAUGAAUGUAAAGAAACUUCCAACCGGAUUAUCAUCCAUAGACAUGAUUUACCACACCCUGUCAACCCAUCAUAAGACAAUUGAAAUGUUGAAGAAAAAUCUCUCCAAAUAUGAUGUUUAUUUGGAAUCAAUUGAAUUGGAAGAAUCUGGUUCAGUCUCUCCAAGAAGAAAAGAGAUUCAGGAUAUUAUAAACUCCCUUAGAAGCUCUUCCAUCCAAGACGAUAAUAGUAUUCUAAGUGAUAUUAGUCGCCAUAAAUCAAUGAUUAAAAUACCAACCAUAACAAAGGAAAAGAAAGAGAAACUUUUGGAAUUUUUUGAACAACGAAACUCAGUUCCUAUUAGAAGAGCCAUUUUACCAAGCGAUUUGAAAUCUUCUAAAAUGGUUUCAGCGGUUGUUAAAGCACAGGAGCGAUUAAAACAGAUUCGAGAAAAAUCACAAAUAAUAUCAGAUAAUAUUCCAGUUAAAUCAUGGACCAAUGUGACCUCAGGCCAAUCUAAACCAGUUGAUUUAAAUACAACUAUUCAACCAAAUCAAGUUACACCAACAAAAUCAUCUGAUCAAGAUAAAUCAUUAUUUUAUUCAACUGCAAUCGGUGAUAUGUCAAUAAAUGAUACAUCAAGAUAUCAAUCACCAGUUAAGAAUCUUAACUUUUUAUCGCCAAUCACCACGAAAACUGAUCCAAGAUUAGCGUCUAAAUCACAACAAAUUGGUGAUAAAUCAAUUUUCAAAGAACCAGAACCAGCUGAUAAAUCAACGCCAUUCGCAUCUAAAACUGAUCCUAAAGACGAUAGUUUUUCCCUUUCCUUUGCUUCAACCACUCUGGGUAACAUUGCCUCACCCACUCCGUCCUCUUCAACCUUUCUCUUUGGCCAAUCAUCGGUAAAACCGACCGAAAAAGGAUUCGCUUCGACCUUUGCUACCGCGACAAAGGACAUUUCAAUUAUAUCAAAAGAUAAAGAUACUCCAAGUACCAUAAGCAAGGAAAACGUUCAACCCAAAGUUGAAACUAAACCGGUAACAAGUUCAGUCUCUUCAACCUCUGUGGCCUCAACUAUUACUUCAGCAUCAUCAGCGGUCUCCUCACCUAAACCAGCGACCGCUUUUCCCGCCUUCACAUUCACUUCUCAGUCAAACACUUCAACGGCUUCAACCGCUCCUGCAUUUUCAUUUAGACCCACUGCAGCUACUACUUCAGUCGCAGCCUCACCAAGCGCUGCCAAUAUCAGCAUUUCCUCGACUGCAUCUACAGUCCCAAUCUCUAAAUCAAACAAUUCAAAUGCACCCUUCUCAUUUUCGACUGCCAGUGGCUUUUCUAUGUCAACCACCGCAAAUGCUUCGAGUCUCUUUGGAUCUCCAACACCUUCUGCCGCUCAAUCGGCAAACGAUACGAAAACUUCAAUUUCCACAUCACUUUUUUCAACUGAAAAACCAUCAAGCACCACUGGCUUCAGUUUCGGUGAUGCAACGCCUUCAGCUGCCCCAAGUUUCAGCUUCGGUGGUACUUUAGGUCCGUCUACAGUCUCAUCAACGUCAACUUCCGCUUCCACUGUUACGUCAACUACUGUAUCUUUAGCUUCGGUAGCUACAACCACAACAAACGCAAGUACCACAACAGCAUCAACCGUCAGUUCAUCGUCAACAACCACCACAAUUACACCGGUACCUGGUAAACCUUUUGAUUUUGGUACAUCAACUGGUCAAGUUUCAUCUGCAAACUCAAUUACCUCAACUCAAACAGCUACUCCACCGGUCUUUUCAUUGGGAGUUAAAUCUGAACCAAAUGUCGGCAUUAGUGCGACAUCGUCUUCCACUACCGUUAUUAGUCCUGCUGGUGAAUCCGUUGCUUCAACCGCUACCACCGUUACUCCUGUUUUUACCUCAGUAGCAAGUUCAUCAGCGCCGUUAAAUCUAACCUCCGGCUCAUCUAUAUUCUCAACCUCAGCUACUUCACUUUCCUCUUCCACCACCACCAUUACCGCUGUUUCACCUUCUAAUUCCGUGUUUGGCCUUGGAGCUUCUACAAAUGCUCAGCAACAAGUCGCAGUUACAACACCAACUUCACCGUCAUUGUUUGGCGGUCCUCAGAAUACAACCGCUUUUUUCACUCCCACAACUCCAACUUCAUUUACCUCACAAGUCAAAGCUAAUGAACCAGUGCCCGCUUUCAAUUUCAACACAGCCCUUGCAAACUUGGGAGGACAGCCAAGUCAAAACAGUACACCAAGUAAUCCAUUUGGAUCAGGUAUCGGUGGUCAAUCGCCACAAGUUGGCCUCUUUUCACCUAAGCCAUCAGCCCAACCAUUUGGUUCGCCCUCCUCCAUGUCAGCUUCUUUCGCCUCUCAAGGACCCGGUGUCGCUCAAACAGGAUUCGGUUCAUUCUCUAAUCAAAAUCAACCUCGAUUCGGUGCUCAGCCAACCUUUGGAGGAGCACCGGCUUUUGGAGCCCAACCAACUUUCGGAGGAUCUCCAACAUUUGGUUCAGGCCUUCCAUUUGGUAAAACAGCUCAAAGUGCGACCUUAGGUUUCGGUCAAUCCGCUGUCACUCCCGCUGCGGCUGCUGCUCCUUCUCAACCAGUGGUUCAACCAACAGCAACAGCAUCUCCUUUCGGAGGAUUUGCUAAUUCGAAUGCACCUUCAUUCGGUGCCUUGGCAUCUCAACAAGCACCGACCUUCGGCCAAUUAGCGACCCAACAACCUCCAAUCCAACAACAGCAGCAACAACAACAAUCAACAGGUUCAAUCUUUGGUGGAUUCGGUGGUCAACCCGCUGCCCUCUCAACAUCUCCAUCUAUUUUUGGCAAUUCCUUUCCAUCAGCUCCAUCAUUUGGUUCACCACAAUUUUCCCAACGACGUCAAUAAUCAAUCCAAUCAACAAAAGAGAAACCAAAAUGAUUCAAAUGAACAAGAAAAUCUAUCGAGUCAAUUGUAUUUACCAAACAAAUUAUUUUAAUUAAAUUUUUUCUAUCACAUUGAUUUAUUGAAAACAA